Molecule: messenger RNA, 479 nt
Organism: Tripterygium wilfordii
Lineage: Eukaryota; Viridiplantae; Streptophyta; Magnoliopsida; Celastrales; Celastraceae
Product: cytochrome P450 71B36-like
Exons: 1
Coding region: 36-443 (135 amino acids)
Molecular function (GO): monooxygenase activity; oxidoreductase activity, acting on paired donors, with incorporation or reduction of molecular oxygen; heme binding
Source: RefSeq, a predicted model, not a curated record
UACAAUUACAUGCUAGAUGUAACGUAUUAUUUAGCAUGCAUGCCAUUUGUAAAGCAUGCUGCAUGAUCCUGAAGUUUGCAAUUGGAAGGAAUAUUGCUGAAGUUUGGGAAAACCCAGAAGAGUUUUGUCCUAAAAGAUUCAUCGACAAUUCAUCAAUUGAGUGGAAAGGGCAAGAUUUGGAGCUGAUACCAUUUGGAGCUGGUAGAAGGAUUUGUCCAGGUUUAAAUAUGGGAGAAGUGACUGUGGAGCUUUUACUUGUUAAUCUUCUUUACAAAUUUGAUUGGGAAAUGCCGAUUGGGAUGAAGAGGGAAGACAUAGACACUGAGGUUAUACCUGGGAUUUCUAUGCGCAAAAAGAAUCCUCUCAUGCUUUUGGCAAAGGAGAGCAUAAAUUUUGAUGAGGGCUUACGUAAGAACUACUGCUCAGUUCGAUGUUUGCUCUGAAUUUUCUAUGUUUUGGAUCUUGGAUCUGGUAUUCAA